UUAACAACACUGCCGGUUUGUUUUAGUUAAAAAGAAAACAUAAAUUUCCUUAUUUUCCCCGCUGUUGUAGCUGCAAAUACUGUUUAAAGGAAAAUGACCACCGCUGUAGAAGUGGCCGGCAAGGGGCCGGGGAAGCUGGCUAACUAUUUUGCGCUACAAACAGCGUUUGAGAAAGCCCUGGAACUGGCUAUCACUGAUGGAAAUGUGGAGAUGCUGGUCAAGGCUUAUAACAGCUUCCCGGCAAAUACCGAGCACGACAAGCGCCUGCCAAUGGACCACGCGUUCAGGGUGCUCCUUAUGAAGCGGCUGGAGGACGACGUGCAGCGCAUUGGCGAUCUCGUGCAACUCUCCGUGGCCGCCACGCGUGCCGAUAUAGUGUCCAACACCAUUCCCGUGGUGCUGCUCAUCGACACCUUUGACGUGGUCACGCUGGACAAGUGCCAGGAGAUCUUUCGGUUCGUCGAGGAGCUUGUGGAGGUGUGGAAGGAAGAGAUCUUUUUCGCCUCCUGCAAGAACAAUAUCCUACGCAUGUGCAACGACUUGCUGCGCCGCCUUUCGCGUACCCAAAACACUGUGUUCUGCGGACGCAUCUUACUCUUCCUCUCCAAAUUCUUUCCUUUUUCGGAGCGUUCUGGCCUAAACAUCGUGUCCGAGUUUAACCUGGAGAAUUUCACGGAGUACGGGCUGGAUAGCAAGGACCACGACGAGAGCGACAACAAGGAGUUGGAGGACACAGCCGAGGAUAUCCCCUUGAAGAUUGACUACGAUCUCUACUGCAAGUUCUGGUCGCUACAGGACUUUUUCCGAAAUCCCAAUCAAUGCUACAACAAGGCUCAAUGGAAAAUGUUUCAGAUGCACGCCGAGAAUAUUCUGCAGUCCUUCUCAAGCUUUAAGUUGGAGGACGUGAGGCAAAGUGGCAGCGAUAACGCAACCGAGGCUGCCCAGUCAAUGGAGGUGGACGACGAUGCCGUUGAUACUACAGCGGUGACCGCCGUGAUUAAGGCGAAUCACUUCUUUGCCAAAUUCCUGACCAAUCCGAAACUUCUAGCCUUACAGCUCUCUGAUGCCAAUUUCCGAAGGGCUGUCCUGGUGCAGUUUCUAAUUCUUUUUCAGUACCUUCAAGUCAGUGUUAAGUUUAAAAUCGACACAUACACCUUGACUGCAGAGCAGGCUGACUUUAUCAAGGAAACAGAGUCACGUGUUUAUAAAUUGCUGGAGGAGACGCCGCCGUACGGCAAGCGGUUUGCUCGAACAGUGCACCACAUGCUAGUUCGAGAGGAGAUGUGGAACAACUGGAAGAACGAAGGUUGCAAGGAGUUCAAAAAGCCGGAAGAACCGACUGCGAGCGAAGAAGAUAUAAAGCCACCUCCCCCUAAAAGACCAAGGCGUCCACUGGGCGAUGCGCUGCGCGAUGCUGCACGCAAUGGCAAAUUCUUCUUGGGAAACGAUAACCUAACCCGUUUGUGGAACUAUUCCCCGGACAACUUGCAGGCCUGCAAGAGCGAGCAACGCAACUUCUUGCCGCUAUUGGAAACAUAUUUGGAGACGCCGCACGAAAAAACUGACCCCGCCUUUGAGUGGCGAGCACUGCGUUUGCUUGCCCGCCAGACGCCUCACUUCUUCACCUCGCUCUCCCAGCCCUCAAGCAAGAUCUCCGAUUAUUUGGAGCAGGUGCGCAAGCGUCUCAUCAGGGACAAGGAGCCAAAGCCAGCAGCUCUACUAUCGAGCAACUCCUCGGAGAACACUUUUGGCCUGGCUGUCAACCAUGCCAACACGGAGAGUGAGCAGGAUGCUACAGUGGCCCUCCAGGAUACGGAACCAGAGCAGGGUCUCGAGGUCGAGGACAGCGAGCCCGUGGUCGAGGACGUCGACGAGGUGCCAGCCCACGAGAAGCCUCUUAUGGUGACCAAAGAGCACAUUCAGGAAAUAGCACCUCUGAUAGGCGAGCCCUGGAUGAAGGUGGGCAAGAAGAUUGGUUUCACCAACGACGAGCUGCUCUUCUUCCAAUCGGAGGACCCUUCGGCCAACGUGGCCUGCAUCCAAAUGCUGACUAACUGGAUAUCUGAUGACGAUGACGCCACCCUGGACAACUGGGCGUACAUGCUCGAGGGGUUGGAAAUGCACAAGGCCGCCGAUGCGGUAAAGGCAAUCAUUGAACGGGAAAAAUCCGGAUCCACUGCCGCGCCAGCCGUUCCAGCUGCUGCCGACAACGACGUGGAGGUGCUGUCUGACUAGCUUCGCCACAAAGAACCCACCCUAGUUAUAGGCCACUUUAGGUUCGUUCCAAUCAUCAAACUUCUUUAUCACAAGUAAAAGUAUGGACAUGUCCACUGUUAUCAACCAGA
Molecule: messenger RNA, 2345 nt
Organism: Drosophila ficusphila
Lineage: Eukaryota; Metazoa; Arthropoda; Insecta; Diptera; Drosophilidae
Gene: Hpr1
Product: THO complex subunit 1
Exons: 5
Coding region: 94-2235 (713 amino acids)
Biological process (GO): mRNA export from nucleus; regulation of DNA-templated transcription elongation; signal transduction
Cellular component (GO): THO complex part of transcription export complex
Molecular function (GO): protein binding
Source: RefSeq, a predicted model, not a curated record